Messenger RNA from Lobosporangium transversale, 898 nucleotides. RefSeq names its product Manganese/iron superoxide dismutase. The record is from RefSeq and is a predicted model, not a curated record. The transcript has 4 exons. The coding region runs from base 57 to 863 and encodes 268 amino acids. Gene Ontology annotation, molecular function: metal ion binding; superoxide dismutase activity. Gene Ontology annotation, biological process: superoxide metabolic process. NCBI's taxonomy places the organism in Eukaryota, Fungi, Mortierellomycota, Mortierellomycetes, Mortierellales, Mortierellaceae.
UCUCUCUCGACUGAUCAGUUCCUGCAUCUAUUUCUUUCGCAAACAUCUUUUCUACCAUGCUGCGAUCUGUUCUCCGUCUUCAAAAAGUUAUCAGGUCGCCCGCGGUAUCGUCCGUUAGAGCAACAGCAAGGCUGCAUGCUGUUCCUAGCCUCCCCUACGAGGUUUCUGCUGGUGUGAAGCCUUUGCUAUCGCCUGCUGCAUUAAAUAUUAUCUAUACUGAUCAUCAGACUGGUCUUGUUAACCGUCUCAAUGAGCUUAUUGCAGGCACACCAUAUGAGGAUAAACUCUUUUAUGAAGUCUUAAUGGAUAGUGCACGGUCACUUAACGAGACACAGAUCUUUAAUAACGCGUCCCAGGCUUGGAACAAUGACUUUUUUUUGCGAUCCUUGAGUUCCACCCCCAGCCCAAUGUCGGAUGCCCUUUCUAAACGUAUUGCAGCCUCAUUCGGAAGUGUGGAGGUGUUCAAAAGAGAAUUCACAACCAAUGCCCUUGGUUUGUUUGGAUCAGGAUGGACUUGGUUGGUGGAGGACAAGGAUGGUCGCUUGGUUUUGUUGAAUACAUACAAUGCUGGAUCCCCUCAUCACCGUCGUAGGAUGCAACGCAACGAUGAAACUGCAACAGAACAUGACUUUGCCUCACAGGCUCAGAACCCAUACUCGGGUGUCUCCAAAUUCUCGGCACCUGCUAAAUUGAGAGCCAACAACAGCUACGUCCCUAUUCUCUGCAUCUCGAUGUGGGAGCAUGCCUACCUCACCGACUAUGGGGUCACACGCGAGGGACGUCAACGAUACUUGGACAACUUUUUCAAAACAGUAGACUGGAAUGUUGUCGAGAGCAGAGUGUUCCGUGCUGGCGGCUUUUAGGAAUAAUAACUAUAAUAAUAAUAAAAAAAAGAGGG